AUGUCUAUCUUAACUCAAGCCAAGUUCCACCCAAGUCUCCAACACCAACCCCACACAAGCCACUCUCCAAUCCUCCGCACAGCUGUGAAUUGCUCUACCACCACCACCACCAAGCCCAAGCCCAAGCCCAAGCCCGAAACGCUACUCCUCGAACCACAGAUACGGCGGCUCGAGCCCCCACCGCCCCUCCUCCCGAACCCCACCCGCCCCCAGCUCAACGAUCCAAGUUUGCUCUCAACAUGGUCUCACCGUGCAUGGGUGGCAAGUGGGUGCACAACAGUUCUAGUUUCCUUAGCCAAGUCCAUAACUUGUGCAGCCAAUUCACACAUGUGGGCUGAGCCCAUUUUAGCUGGCUUGGUUGGAUAUGUGCUGGCUGAUCUUGGCUCCGGAGUCUACCAUUGGGGCAUAGACAAUUACGGUGGAGCCUCAACUCCAAUUUUUGGUGCCCAAAUUGAGGCAUUUCAAGGGCACCACAAGUGGCCUUGGACAAUCACCAGGCGAGAAUUUGCCAACAAUCUGCAUGCCCUUGCUCGUGUUGUGACUUUCAUAGUGCUCCCCAUAGACCUUGUUUGUGAUGAUCCAAUUGUUAAUGGGUUUGUUGCAGUGUGCUCAGGCUCCAUUAUGUUUAGCCAACAGUUUCAUGCUUGGGCGCAUGGCACAAAGAGCAGGCUGCCUCCAUUGGUGGUGGCAUUGCAGGAUUUCGGCGUCUUGGUGUCCCGGUCGCAGCAUUCAGCGCAUCACCGGGAGCCUUACAACAACAAUUACUGCAUUGUGAGUGGAGUUUGGAAUGAGUUCUUGGAUAAGCACAAGGUUUUUGAGGCAUUGGAGAUGAUCUUGUUUUUUAAGCAAGGGGUGAGGCCUAGGUCUUGGAGUGAGCCCAGCUCUGAAUGGAUUGAAGAGACUGAGACCACUUCUCAACUUACAGCCCAAUGA
Molecule: messenger RNA, 933 nt
Organism: Prunus armeniaca (apricot)
Lineage: Eukaryota; Viridiplantae; Streptophyta; Magnoliopsida; Rosales; Rosaceae
Source: the annotation of a GenBank genome assembly